UCUGGGUGACAGUGGGCACCUUCCUGGUCCCCCGGGGGCUGGCUGUGGAUGCCCUUGGCCGCCUCCUGGUGGCGGACUACGUGCCUGGGGCCGUACACAGCUUCACAUUGGGCCCUGCCUUGGAGCUGCUGGCCCCAGCCUCCAUGCUGGGUCUGGAGGACCCCUGCUGGGUGGGCCUGGGGCCUGACGGGGGCUUCACCGUGAGUGAGGAGUUUUGGGACGUGCGGCUGUUCAGCAGUGCCCGCCAGCCCCUGGGCUCCCUGGCGGGCCUGACGGGGCAUGCCUUUGGCAGCCCAGCAGGUGUGUGCACCGACGCGGAGGGCAGCGUUAUUGUGGUGGACGAGCAGCGGCGCCAGGUGACCCUGUUCCCCAGAGCUGGGGCGCCCAUCUGCCUGGUGUCCGAGGGGCUGAGGAGGCCCUUGGGUGUGGCCUGUGCGCCAGGUCAGCUCAUGGUGGCGGAUGCAGGGGAUGGCUACAUCAAGGUGUACCAGUACUACUCGGAGCUGGCCUGA
Messenger RNA from Ceratotherium simum simum (southern white rhinoceros), 512 nucleotides. Lineage: Eukaryota; Metazoa; Chordata; Mammalia; Perissodactyla; Rhinocerotidae. The record is from RefSeq and is a predicted model, not a curated record.